This is a messenger RNA of Cyphellophora europaea CBS 101466, 195 nucleotides long. RefSeq lists its product as uncharacterized. Lineage: Eukaryota; Fungi; Ascomycota; Eurotiomycetes; Chaetothyriales; Cyphellophoraceae. The transcript has a single exon. The record is from RefSeq and is a predicted model, not a curated record. The coding region runs from base 1 to 195 and encodes 64 amino acids.
AUGCAGCUGCAAUCACCUUCGUUGCCGUUUGCUGUCUUUUACUUAGAGCCUUCCACCAGCUUGCAGAAGUUGGGGAACAGGUAUCACAGGCCAUUGCCAAGCAACUUCUUUAUCGCCAUAUCAUUGGUCGACAUGCUCUUAUCGGACCGUGGACGCUGGCGUUUGGGUUGGCUCAAAUGGCGUUCUUGGGGGUGA